GGAUGGUGCUUUGGGUUGGGCCGUGCUGAUGGGUGGUGGAUGGGUGCACUGUUGGGAAUGUGAGGAACGGGAGAUCUUCUUCUGCGGGUGUUUUAUGAGGUCGUUUUGCAGGUUGAUGAAUGGGAAGGGAAGAUGAGUGCAAAAGGGGAUCACAUGACCCGACACGUGAUGACCCCAGAUCUCGGAUCUGCCAAGAAUUUGGACACUGUUUAAGCCUGAAAAGUUGGGAAUGAACAAAACCCCGGCUUGUCCCGCUCGUUGCAAAAGGUGGGAUGUUCGAAAACGCCCGGACCAAUUUCCAAUUGGAAAGAAGCUUGGACCCAAAAAAAUUGUUGGACGUUCGGUUGCUCGUUCGUCUGUUUCGAGAGGUGUGUGAGUGAGCGAGCGAGCGAGCGAGCUUCUUCCCGGCCGAUAAUUUCAAGACUUUUUCUAAACGGUCGGCAGUUGAACCUUUUCGGGUGUAAUUCAAAAGGGGGAACCUACAGACGACGCCAGAGUUACAGUAGCGACCGCCGAAGCUCUCUCCCUCCGGGGACAGCGACAUCCUUUCCCACCCCGCCGUAAACCACCCCCCCGCCGUGGGACAUACACAUAUAACGACGGAAGCUAUGAGUGUGGCAGCUCGCCCAGCAGCCAGGAGGCUCGCCUCCUCGGUUGGCUUCCUCUCGACGACAGCCCCGACGACAACCACUUCCACAACCUCGUCCUCGUCCUCUCGAACACCACCACAAUCCCGCCCCUUCUCCUCCACCCCCGCCCCCCAAGCCCGUAAGCACCGCUUCCGCAGCAUCACCGCCCACGAAAUGGGCCUCAUCAAAAAGAACCCCGCCGCCGUCCCAGACGAGGAAAUAGAAAAGCUCCGCGCCAAGUCCCGAUUCCGCCCCCUCACCUCGCGCGACCUGGGCGUGCCCGAAAAACGCGACCCCCUGGCCUCCCAGGAGAGCCUCGACGAGUUCACGGCGGAAACCUUCACAAAGUACACCCCCGCCGAAAAAGCCGAGCUCGCCAGGAUGUACACCCCCGAGCAAAUUGCCGCCCUCGAGGCCGGCGAAGCGACCAUCAACCCGAGGGAUCUCACCAUUCAGGGGAGGCUGAGAACCGACAUCUACCGCAUGCCGUAUAUUGACGACUUUGCCGAGCACCAGCCCAUUAUCGACAAGCGCCCCCCCGCCUCCCGCAGCAGGAAGAUCUCCCCCCCCGACCCGAACGCGAGGUUCAUGAACACGGAUGAGUUUGUUAGUGAUUUGAUCCAGUGGGCGGACAAGUUUCGUGUUGGGGAGCCGACGGGGACGUUGAGGAGACUGGAGGACUUUGUUCCGGAGGAGUGGAAAAAGGUCAAGGAGGGACAGUGGCCUGGGGAGGUGAGGGAUGAUGCUCACAAGGAGUUUAAAAAGUAUCUGCAGGAGGAGAUCAACAAGGCGGCCAAGCAGCAGGAGAAUGGGGGGGUUGUGAGCGGUGGGCCGACGGAUGCGGAUGUGCUGAGCUAUAUCAUUGAGCGGUCGGUCAUGACGGACAAGAAUAUCCAGACUCAAAGCUCGCUCGCGCUGGCGUUGCCGGAUAAGGUGCCUGGUGUGGCGGGGUUGUACAAGGCGGCGGUUGACCCGGCGGAUGAGGGGUUGGACGAGACGGGUAUCUACCAGGAUUUGAAGAGGAGGAGCGGGAUGAGUGUGCAGGAGAUUCUGGCGCUGCAGUGCAAGACGUUGGUGGUGAAUUAUGUGAGCAACCAGACGAGGAUGGGCAAGAUUCAGAGCACGGUCACGAUUGUGGUUGCGGGCAACGGGGACGGGUGGGUGGGGUUGGGGUAUGCGAAGAGCCAGGAGCCGAUGGUGGCGGCCACGAAGGCGAGGUUGGACGCCAUCAGCAAGAUGAGGCCGGUGAGGAGGUAUGAGAAUAGGACGAUUUUUGGGAACGUGGAGGCCAAGGUUUCGGGGACGGUGGUGAAGUUGUUUGCUAGGCCGCCUGGGUUCGGUCUGAGAGUCCAGCACCGCAUUUUCGAAAUCUGCCGCGCGGCGGGUAUUUAUGAUCUGUCGGCUCGCGUCCCCCGGUCUCGCAACCCGAUGAACACGGUCAAGGCCACGUUUGAGGCGCUGUUUAACCAAAAGGACCCCGAGGAGAUCGCCAUGGGACGGGGGAGGAAGCUGGUGGAUGUGAGAAAGGUGUAUUAUGGCGGUGCUACUCAGUAAAUCUUGAAACAAAACUUCUCCUGUGCAUAUAAAAGAACUUUAGAGGGGGGGGUGGUAGUGUGUAAGAAAAGGAUGGUAGACAUUGUACAAUUGUAUAAAAACAUGUUUGAUUCAAGUAAAGGAAAUGUAAAAGGAAG
Messenger RNA from Podospora pseudopauciseta, 2320 nucleotides. It is a transcript of the gene MRPS5, whose product is annotated as 28S ribosomal protein S5, mitochondrial. Gene Ontology annotation, molecular function: RNA binding; structural constituent of ribosome. Gene Ontology annotation, cellular component: ribosome. The coding region runs from base 609 to 2183 and encodes 524 amino acids. The record is from RefSeq and is a predicted model, not a curated record. Gene Ontology annotation, biological process: translation. The transcript is spliced from 2 exons. NCBI's taxonomy places the organism in Eukaryota, Fungi, Ascomycota, Sordariomycetes, Sordariales, Podosporaceae.